Nematolebias whitei (Rio pearlfish) is the source of this 2823-nucleotide messenger RNA. RefSeq names its product transportin-1. NCBI's taxonomy places the organism in Eukaryota, Metazoa, Chordata, Actinopteri, Cyprinodontiformes, Rivulidae. The record is from RefSeq and is a predicted model, not a curated record. Gene Ontology annotation, molecular function: small GTPase binding; nuclear import signal receptor activity. Gene Ontology annotation, biological process: protein import into nucleus. The transcript is spliced from 24 exons. Gene Ontology annotation, cellular component: cytoplasm; nucleus. Bases 151 to 2823 code for a protein of 890 amino acids.
CCUCCGCCAGCUCCUUUCACAUGGAGCGUUGAUUCGUCUGGCAGGAGAACCGACGUCUCGGUGGAUCCGUGUCAGAAAAGCCAGACAGACACCCACAUUUCAGCAGCAACAAACAACCACACGAGAGCACGUCGGUCAAAACAGACAAAGAUGGAGUGUGAGUGGAAGCCAGACGAGCUGGGACUGCAACAGAUACUCCAGCUGCUGAAGGAGUCUCAGUCGCCAGACACGUCCACGCAGAGAUCCGUCCAGCAACGACUCGAGCAGCUGAACCAUUUUCCAGAUUUUAACAACUAUUUAAUAUUUGUUUUGACAAAAUUAAAAUCAGAAGACGAGCCGACUCGCUCGCUCAGCGGUCUGAUUCUGAAGAACAACGUGAAAGCUCACUAUCAGAACUUCCCAAAUGGCGUAUCUGAAUUCAUCAAGAGCGAGUGCCUCCAAAACAUCGGAGACUCGUCUCCCCUUAUCCGGGCCACAGUGGGUAUCCUCAUCACUACCAUUGCCUCUAAAGGAGAACUGCAAAACUGGCCUGAGCUUCUGCCUAAACUCUGUCUGUUACUGGACUCUGAGGACUACAACACAUGUGAGGGAGCUUUCGGGGCGCUGCAGAAGAUCUGUGAAGACUCUGCAGAGAUCCUAGACAGUGACUUACUGGAUCGUCCUCUUAACAUCAUGAUCCCCAAAUUUUUGCAGUUUUUCAAGCACAACAGUCCUAAAAUCAGGUCUCACGCCAUCGCCUGCGUCAACCAGUUUAUCAUUAGCAGGACUCAGGCUCUAAUGCUUCACAUCGACCCUUUCAUUGAGAACCUGUUUGCACUGGCAACCGAUGAGGAGCCAGAAGUGAGGAAGAAUGUUUGCAGAGCUCUUGUCAUGCUGCUGGAGGUUCGCCUAGAUCGUCUCCUGCCACACAUGCACAACAUCAUCGAGUACAUGCUUCAGAGGACCCAAGACCAGGAUGAGAAUGUUGCCUUGGAGGCUUGUGAGUUCUGGCUCACACUGGCAGAGCAGCCGGUGUGUAAGGACGUGCUGUGCGGUCACCUCUCCCAGCUCAUUCCUGUGCUCGUCAAUGGGAUGAAGUACUCUGAGAUCGACAUAAUCUUGCUCAAGGGGGACAUUGAGGAGGACGAGGCUAUCCCAGACAAUGAGCAAGACAUCAGACCUCGUUUCCACCGCUCCCGUACAGUCGCCCAGCAGCAUGAGGGGGAUGACAUUGGGGAAGAAGACGAUGAGGAUGAUGAACUAGACGAUGAUGACACUAUCUCUGACUGGAACCUGCGAAAGUGUUCUGCAGCAGCACUGGAUGUGUUGGCCAAUGUGUUCAGGGAUGAUCUGUUGCUGCACAUUUUGCCCCUUCUCAAAGAGCUGCUCUUCCAUCCAGAGUGGGUAGUUAAAGAGUCUGGCAUCCUGGUUCUGGGAGCUAUAGCUGAAGGGUGUAUGCAGGGUAUGAUCCCAUACCUGCCUGAGCUCAUUCCACAUCUCGUUCAGUGUUUGUCUGACAAAAAGGCGUUGGUCCGAUCCAUCACCUGCUGGACAUUAAGUCGCUAUGCUCACUGGGUUGUCAGCCAGCCUCCAGACAUUUACCUGAAGCCUUUAAUGACCGAGCUGCUCAAACGUAUUCUGGAUAGCAACAAGCGAGUACAGGAGGCUGCAUGCAGUGCCUUUGCUACUUUAGAGGAAGAGGCUUGCACGGAGCUGGUGCCAUACCUAGCGUUCAUCCUGGACACAUUGGUGUUUGCCUUCAGCAAGUAUCAACACAAAAAUCUUCUCAUUCUUUAUGAUGCCAUCGGAACGCUUGCAGAUUCAGUGGGACACCACCUCAAUAAACCAGAGUACAUCCAGAUGUUGAUGCCACCUCUGAUACAGAAAUGGAACCAGCUCAAAGAUGAAGACAAGGAUCUGUUCCCACUGUUAGAAUGUUUGUCGUCUGUAGCCACAGCCCUGCAGAGUGGCUUCCUGCCCUACUGUGAGCCUGUGUACCAGCGAUGUGUCAACCUGGUUCAGAAGACCUUAGCUCAGGCUAUACUUCAUCAGUCCCAGCCAGACCAGCACGAGGCCCCAGACAAAGACUUCAUGAUUGUGGCUUUGGAUCUUCUGAGUGGACUGGCUGAAGGUUUGGGAGGCACCAUCGAGCAGCUGGUGGCUCGCAGCAACAUCCUCACUCUUCUGUACCAGUGCAUGCAGGACAAAAUGCCAGAAGUGCGCCAGAGUUCUUUUGCUCUGCUCGGGGAUCUGACCAAAGCUUGUUUCCAGCAUGUGAAGCCAUGCAUCGCUGAUUUUAUGCCCAUACUGGGAACUAAUUUAAACCCAGAGUUAAUAUCUGUGUGCAACAAUGCAACGUGGGCUAUUGGAGAGAUAUCUAUACAGAUGGGACCGGAAAUGCAGCCGUACGUUGCCAUGGUGCUGCACCAGCUGGUGGAGAUCAUUAACCGACCUAAUACCCCAAAGACUCUGCUGGAAAACACAGCAAUAACAAUUGGUCGUCUUGGUUACGUUUGUCCUCAAGAGGUGGCACCCAUGCUACAGCAGUUUAUAAGACCCUGGUGUACCUCUCUGAGAAACAUCAGAGACAAUGAGGAGAAAGAUUCGGCUUUCAGAGGAAUUUGCACCAUGAUCAGUGUAAAUCCAGGAGGCGUGGUGCAGGACUUUAUAUUCUUCUGUGACGCAGUGGCCUCCUGGGUAAACCCAAAGGAUGAUCUCAGAGACAUGUUCUACAAGAUCCUUCAUGGGUUCAAGAACCAGGUGGGAGAAGAGAACUGGAGGCGCUUCUCAGACCAGUUCCCAACGCCGCUGAAGGAACGGCUGGCAACCUUUUAUGGGGUGUAG